Molecule: messenger RNA, 882 nt
Organism: Solanum pennellii
Lineage: Eukaryota; Viridiplantae; Streptophyta; Magnoliopsida; Solanales; Solanaceae
Product: germin-like protein subfamily 1 member 1
Exons: 2
Coding region: 1-663 (220 amino acids)
Cellular component (GO): cell wall
Molecular function (GO): manganese ion binding
Source: RefSeq, a predicted model, not a curated record
AUGGAGACUAGAACUAUAGUACUUAGUAUGAGUGUACUUGUUGUUUUAUUGGGCUUGGUUAGAUCCGACCCGGAUCCACUCCAAGAUUAUUGUGUGGCUGAUACCAAAAAAGCUACAAGAGAAAAUUUCUAUAAUGGUGUGCCAUGUAUCAAUCCACAAAAUGUAGAUAUUUCUCAUUUUGCAACAUCAGCAUUGUCCAAGGCUGGUAAAAUUGGCUUAGUAUUUGGUUUCAAUGUGACACUAACCACAAUUUUCAAUUUGCCAGGUAUGAACACUCAAGGACUCACUAUGGCAAGAAUAGACAUUGGUCCCAAUAGCCUUGUGUCCCCUCAUUCCCACCCUAGAGCCUCAGAAGUGGCUAUUUUGCUAAAGGGUUCACUUUUAGUUGGAUUUAUUAACACAUCAAAUCACUUAUUUACCCAAAAUUUAAGCCCAGGAGAUUCUUUUGUUUUUCCAAAAGGUAUGAUCCAUUUUCUUUAUAAUACUGACUCUAAAGUGCAAGCAUUGGCUUUGUCUGGGCUGAGUAGCCAAAACCCUGGUCUCCAAGUGGCCUCCCCGGCCGCGUUCGCGACCGAGCCAACCCUGCCAGACGAAGUAUCUCAGAAGUUAUUUCAGAUCAACGAUCAAGACGUUACAAAAAUCAGAACGAGCCUCGGAGGAUGAUUAUGUUUUUUGAAUAUGGUUAUUGUUGAGUAUACAUGGUUACUUUUUCUUUCAAUAAUUUUAUUUAUUAUUGGAGUAAAUUAAAGCUUGCUUAGGGUUAUUUCAAUUAAUUAGUAGGAAAAAAAAAAGAGGUUGUAGGUUUGGGUGUAUAAUGACAUGCCAACUAUCACAUGUGUGUUGUACUAAUUUUAUUAAACAAAUUUGCCAGCCUUUGUCAAA